Molecule: messenger RNA, 552 nt
Organism: Penicillium odoratum
Lineage: Eukaryota; Fungi; Ascomycota; Eurotiomycetes; Eurotiales; Aspergillaceae
Exons: 2
Coding region: 1-552 (183 amino acids)
Source: RefSeq, a predicted model, not a curated record
AUGGCACGGAGUAAUGAGAAAACCCAAGGCCAAAAGCGUCCCGCCGAUGGUGAUCCGGAUGGCGCGCAACCACUAACCAAGCGAUUCGGCUUUCUUCAGAUUGAUCAUGACAGCCAUGCUCGGACCAAAGACACUGACUCGUCUUCCCUCGACUCUGCCAUGCUAUUAGAUGACACGUCUUCUUUCGACUCUACCAUGCUAUUAGAUGAUACCAAACACACCACUUAUAUCUAUAAUUUGGAUCAUGAAUUGGCCGAGCCUGAACCAACCGAUACCCUGGUGCUACUGCCCCUCGCGGCCAGAAUGAUCUCCAUGCCUAAACCGGUGUUGUCGUCCAACCCAGCGCAGGGCAAAGAGUUGGUUCUCUACACUGAACCUUCAUCUCUGACGGUUCCUAAAGAACAGGAUAGUGUACGCAAAGCAAUCAUCGAAUCGAGAGCGCGGGCUCGCGCUUCCCGACCCAUACCUGUCAACCACUCGGACUCGAACGCAAACUAUGGCGUUUUCCAAUCAGACCAUGAUGAUCCAAUGGAUAUGGAUUUGGAUCCAUGA